Chara braunii is the source of this 1818-nucleotide messenger RNA. Lineage: Eukaryota; Viridiplantae; Streptophyta; Charophyceae; Charales; Characeae. The record is from the annotation of a GenBank genome assembly.
GGCUGUCGCCGAAAGCCUUUUUUUCUGCGGGUUACAGUAAUUAGGGGUUCGCGAGAGGGAUUCAGGGGUACUUUUCAAUCAAUCAGGGGCUCCUAAGUGGGUGACGUGGCAAGUUGGGAGGUGUCCUCUGUGGGCGACUUGACAAGUUGCGGCCACGUGCCGGUCGCACAUUUGACCGACCGGUCCUCGUCUGUUAUUUCUCGAUCGGUCCGCGUUCUGGCGGGUUCACGGGUGGCUGCGUGUGAGACGAGCGGACGGUGGCUUUGUGGAACGACCGGUCGGUCCGGUGAAUUGACCGGUCGUCGUUGGUUGCGUUAAGCAACUGAAGUAUCGAAGAUGAUUAGACGAAAUGCCCGCCUGCGGCGCGAGUAUUUGUACAGGAAAGGGCUGGAGGGGAAAGAGCGGGCAAUAUAUGAGAAAAAGCGGAAAAUUAGGCAGGCCCUUGAAGAAGGAAAACCGAUACCUACAGAGCUGAGGAAUGAAGCUGCAAAACUGCGAGAUGAGAUUGAGCUGGAGGAUGCAAAUCACAUAGAGCUGCAAACACACAUCGAUGACGAGUAUGCCCACUGUGGUGAGGUCGACCCGAAGAUUUUGAUUACCACAUCUCGCGAUCCAAGCAGCAGAUUAAUACAAUUUGUGAAGGAGAUGAAGAUCGUGCUUCCGAAUUCACAGCGCAUUAACCGUGGUGGCCAGACUGUUCCGGAGAUCGUGGAUGCAUGCCGGCGAAACGACUUCACUGAUAUUGUGAUGGUUCAUGAACACAGGGGGGAGCCUGAUGGGAUGAUUGUCUGCCAUCUUCCCUAUGGCCCAACUGCAUAUUUUGGACUCCUCAAUGUGGUCACCAGGCAUGACAUCAAAGACCGGGCAUUAGUAGGAACGAUGUCGGAAGCUUAUCCUCAUUUGGUUUUCGAGAACUUCAGCACAAAGCUAGGAGUGAGGACAAGUACUAUUUUGAAACACCUCUUCCCCGUACCUAAAGACGACAGCAAACGUGUCAUCGCUUUCGUCAAUCAGAGUGACUACAUCUCAUUCAGAUCAAGCUUGGGACGAUGGAUCAGGUAGAAUCACAGAACGAGUGGGUGUUGCGGCCAUACAUGAAUACAGCGAAGAAGCGGACGGCGCUAUAGCCCCCAAGGGCCCAAGGCCUUGCAGAAAUGAUUUUCCCGUCACAGUCACAUCGACACGCCGAGAGAACAGAAAGGGCCGUCAUUGCCAUCGUUCUGCGACUGGGAGGAGGAAAUUUUGGUCACUCGUUCGGCUGCGGGCCUAUAGGAUCGAAGAGAGCGUUGAGUCCUGAGCAGUACAGUUAGGUAAACCAACUACACUACCUACUUCUCACAGACUCCCGGAAUUCUCCGACGAGAAAAGAAAGGACAUCGCAGUGACUGGGUAGAAGAGAACGUUUUUUUCUGAUUUGGCUGGCUGUAAGCGACAAGAGCAGUGCACCGUUUCACGGCAGCCCCAGUUUGUACCCCUGCUUUUUUCCAUUUAAAGGGGUGGAGGGGUCCUUGCAAAAAGGGGGGGGUGCAGGGGCGUCACCCACGAUUACAGGGACCGUGAUCUCUUCCAAAUAGGCUUUUACAGCGGCGGCCCUGCUGUCAAGUAGAUGGGUUCAAAUCUCAAACUCAUUUUUGGGGGGUGAAGUUAGGGAAAUGCAGAUCUGCUCCGGGGGUUUUGCCGGGUCGAGCAUGCAAUUUUUUCAGCAUGCUGUUUUGAAGAAGAGUGUAUUCCACGGUUCCACCCCUGAGCGUGUUCAUCUGUUCUACAUGCGGUUUCGAGUUCCUCAACUGUCAUUUGCGGGCUUGUGCCUAGAGUGUA